Malassezia restricta is the source of this 5298-nucleotide messenger RNA. Its product is annotated as serine/threonine-protein kinase RIM15. The coding region runs from base 1 to 5298 and encodes 1765 amino acids. Gene Ontology annotation, molecular function: protein serine/threonine kinase activity; ATP binding. Gene Ontology annotation, cellular component: cytoplasm; nucleus. The transcript has a single exon. Lineage: Eukaryota; Fungi; Basidiomycota; Malasseziomycetes; Malasseziales; Malasseziaceae. The record is from RefSeq and is a predicted model, not a curated record. Gene Ontology annotation, biological process: phosphorelay signal transduction system; peptidyl-serine phosphorylation.
AUGUCGCCUCGGCACCGCGUCGACACGAAGCGCACAACGUCUGGCAUGGACCAGCACAGCACCGAUCCACGACGACGGUCGUUGGGAUGGGGCAUGGCGUCGCUGCCACCGACGCAUGCACAUGCGAAGCGUCGAGACGUGUCCGUGGAAAGCGUGCUGAGCGAUUCGACCUACCCACGCACCGCCACCCAUGGCCCCUCGCGACGAGGGCCGGGGGGCAUCGAUACGCCACACCCGCCGCCGCUGGACGUGUUCGGCACGGAUCUGUCGAGGCUCGCGCAGGAUGAUCGAGCGACGCCCACGGGCCUGUUGGAGCUGGAUCCUGACACGCCGACCACGUCCGGGUCAGAGACGGACGAGCCAUGGCCGCCGCCGAGAUCUGCGUCCCACUCCUCGUCCGCGCGCCAGCCUCUAGCGUCGCGCCGCCGUGCCAGCUCCGCGCGGCCUGUGUCACACGGGCGUGGCGCAUCGCACCGCGCGUCAUGGCACUCGCGCGGCCCUCGUCCCAGGACAACGGGGGUGCAUGGCUCGCCCAUGGCGUUCUCAUCGCGCCCAUUCCGUACGAUACCGUCGUUCUCAAGCCCGCUUGCGCUGGCGCCCGUGCUGCCUGAGGACGAGGAUACCGCCUCGCCGUCGUCGUCGGGCUCUUCGUGGCGCGCGUCGUCCGACUGGACGCGACGACAUGCCGUCUUGGGCGCCGCGUCGCAAGGGCCACCAAGCCGACGGCCGCCUCGAUCCACGGGCCCGCAUGAGACCAAGUCGCCCUUCCUCCUACCGAAGCAUGCGCUGCAUCGCCGCGCUCACUCCGCGUAUGCCGUGCCGCGUGGUACGCUAUUGUGUGGCUCGCCGGUCGGUGGACCGGAGGGCAUAGAUCCAGGUUUGAUUGCCGCGAUCCAGCACGAUACACCUUCUCUCGCCUCCGCGCCGGCUACGAGACGCAGCAUAUCGCUCGCUCAGGUUUACGCGGCACCGACGACGCCCCCGUUGGAUGCCAUGCCCAGUCCGCUAGCAACGAGUCCUCGCAUCGGACGCGACACGAUCCGACUGCAGCGCAUGCCUCGCUCCGUCGCUAUGGCGAAUGACCCUGUGAUCCGACCGCCGUCACAAGCACGCGACGCCCCCGAGAUGUCGUCGCCCCUGCCGUCGCCUGUCGACGCCGACGGCAUGAGCCGACCUACGAUCUUGGGACUGGCGCUGGCCUUGCCAGGGCAUACUAGCUGGCAUGCAUCUGCGCCGCCGCCCGAACACACCGACGCUCUGCUGGAUGCGCGGAUCCUGUGCGUGUCUCGAGAGACCAAGAUGCGGCGCUGGCACCGCCAGCCACAGGGAUGGGACGAUGCCUGGCACCGCCAUGCGUCGACGCACGGCGGCCAACGUGCAGGUGCGCACUGCGACGCCGUCCGACAAUCGCUGGCCCAGCUGCAUACGUCGUCGGCCCAGUACGCGCGUCUGAACGAUGGCAUCCGCGUGACAUGCUCUCUGCCCGAGCUGCGCGCCUUGCGGCGCGCGAACGAUCCGCCGGCGUCCAAGCGCGACAUGGCGCCGCGCUCAAAGCCUCGCGUAGUGUCGGAAAAGGUCACGACGCAUCGUCGAACCAGGCCCAAGGCCUCGGUCGACGAUGCGUCCGCGACGCAGCGCGAAUGGCUGUGGGACGAGCUCGUGCGGGCCAAGGCCCUGUGCGAUGCGGAGCUCGACAAGACCCUCGCAGGUCUGCUGCGCUUGUCCGACGACCUGCUGGAUCCCGUGGAUCCCGAUACCACGAGCGUCGUCGUGCCCGUGGACGGGCCGAUGCCGCUCUCGCCGAUCGAGCGCCUGGCCUCGAUUGCCGCCGACAUUCGAUCGACCAAGCCCCACGCCCUGCUCGACCGCCCUCAGCUGUGCGUCAGUGCCGUGACGAGCGUGCAGUCCCUCGGCGCGAUAUGGGACGCCCACCCGCUCUGGCCGGGACGCGGCUGGUACGUCGAGCUGCUGCUGACCCUCGCGGGGCUCAGUCGCGUGCUGGGAUGGUGGAACGCCGAGCAACGCUUCUGGAGCGACGACGAGAUGCGGCCGCACAGCCAGCCUGUGAACGAGAGCAAGACGACCAGAUCGCCGAGUCCUGCGUCAUCGGACGCACCCAUGCCGUCGUCGAUCCUCCUCGAGCUCUCGCUGGACCUGCGCAUCGAGUUUGUCAGCACCGUAUGGCAGCGCAUCGUCGGGACAGAGCCAGCAAGCACGUACGGAGAACCCGUGUCGAGCGUGCUCGCCUCGGGCAAUGCAGCGCUGCUAGAACGAGCGACGCGGCAGCUCCUAGAGAGCCCGGGACACACGGUCGAAGUGGCUCUCGAUAUCGCUGUCGCCGGCACGCCGUCAGCGGACGACCCGCUGCCGAUGACCGCGCAGGGCAUGAUGGUGCAUCAUCACGGCACGCCGAUCCCAUCGCACACGAUGUGGGUCCUCCAUGCGCGACAGAAGCACGAGCCGUCCACGGGCGAAAUGCGUCAGGGCGGAGCGAUCGGCGGCAUGUCGUCCGACAUGGAGGCUGUCCCGACGGACCUCGUCUUGUGCCGCAUCUGCGAGAGCGACGUGCCUGCGUGGUUCUUUGCGAAGCACUCGGAAAUGUGCCAUGAGCUCCACCGCCUCGAAUUGUCGCUGCACACAUGCAACGAGACGCUGUGGGCCCUGAUCGAAGCCGCCUCGGCGGUGCGCACGACCUUAUCGCAAGGCGCGGUCGCGGCCGUGUACCGCGAUCACGAAGUGCGACUGGAUGCCGAGGCGGCUGCGCCGAUGCUGGAUGCGAUGCUAGACGGCCUGAACCGAGCCAUGUCCAUUUCCACGCCGCACCUGCCGGACGAUGCGAUGCUCACCGAGGGCAUGCGUCUCUUGUCACCGCGCAGUAACGGCCAUGUCCUGUCGCUCAAGACGUGGUCGUGGGACCGCGACACGACUGACACGGCCCUGCUUCUCUUGUACGAGGACGUAUCCGAGGCCAUUCGGACCAAGAUCCAUGCGGUGAACCGCAUGUGCAACACGAUGGUGUAUGUCGAGACAGUGCGGCAAGAAAGCGAAGACUUUGUGGCCUCUCUGAUGCAGGACGACCACGACGAGGCAGCGAAUACGACCCUGCACAUCCACGACGAGCCCGCGCAUCCACCGGUCAUUGUCGACACAGCCCCCGACGAAAUGGAAGACACACUCGCAGGCGUCAAUCAUCUUCUGCUCGACCCCAUCGACGAUGCGUCCGACGACGAUGCCUGGUCCGGUGCACAGCGUGCGCCGAUGACCAUACCGCGCUCCACGCUGCCGUCGAAUCCAGAGCUGCUGUCGACGCCGCCGCUCUCGCCCUACGUCUCCACGUCGAACGAUAGCAAGAGCCCACGUUUCGGCACGAGCGUCGGAAGCUUCGUCCCCAGCUCCCCACACGUCCUGCCGCCUGCACAGACGCGCGCCACAGCUACAUCGAUCCGCGACUUUGAGCUGCUCAAGCCGAUCAGCAAGGGAGCGUAUGGCUCCGUAUUUCUCGCCAAGAAACGGACGACCGGCGACAUCUUCGCGAUCAAGAUUCUCAAAAAGGCAGACAUGAUCGCCAAGAACCAAAUCACGAAUGUGCGUGCGGAGCGCAUGAUCUUGAUGAACCGCACACAGUCGCCCUUCGUGGUCAAGCUGUUUUUCACAUUCCAGAGCCCAGAGUACUUGUACCUGGUCAUGGAGUACCUCCCCGGAGGCGACUGUGCGUCGCUCGUCAAGACACUCGGAGCGCUGCCCGACGAGUGGGCGCAACAGUACCUCGCAGAAAUGGUGCAGGGGCUCGACUACCUGCACAGCACCGGCGUCGUCCACCGCGAUAUGAAGCCAGACAACUUGCUGAUUGAUCACCACGGCCACUUGAAACUCACCGACUUUGGCUUGUCCAAACUCGGCUUGCUCGGCCGCCAUCGGCCCACACCACACACCCCGUCCUCCGCAGGCGACCUGCCCUCGACCUGGGCCGCCUCACGCCCUGGAAGCGCACGACUCUCGUCGCCCGUGCCCUUCACUCAUGUGCCGGACGCGGCGCUCGGCAUAUCGCCCAUGUCCGACUCACCUCCGCAGACGGAGCAGUUCUUCCGCAGCAUGUCCCAGGGCGACUCCAACGGACGCAUCGUCGGCACACCGGACUACCUGGCCCCAGAAAGUAUUCUCGGCGUGGGCAUGGACGACUUUGGCGUGGACUGGUGGGCCGUCGGCGUGAUUCUCUUCGAGUUCUUGCAUGGCUACCCGCCCUUCCACGCUGAUACCCCGGCUGAUGUAUUUGACCGCAUUCUCUCGCGUCAGAUCGCGUGGGACACGGAUAUUCCUAUCGCCCCGGACGCUUAUGACCUGAUGAAUCGCCUCAUGUGCAUGGACCGAAAGCAACGCCUCGGAGCGAACGGCGUAGAAGAGAUCAAGACGCACCCCUACUUCCACGGCAUCGAUUGGGCGCAUCUGACAGACACCGACGGUCCCUUCGUGCCGCAGCUCACCGACAUGGCAUCCACGGACUACUUCGACGCUCGCGGCGCCGUGCCGCAGUUGUGGCACGAUGAUCACGCCCGGAGCUCCGUCUCUACCGAUCCGAGUGCGGUGGGCGGCGAGUCCGUCUCUAGUGGCUCUGGCACACCGAACGAAUUUGGCGCCUUUAGCUACAAGAACCUCCCCGUGCUCAAGCAGGCCAACGACGACAUGCUCCGUCGGAUCAGGAUGGAAUGCGCCCACGGCUCGCCGUCGUCACCAGGCGCGAGCAUUUCGUCCGGCAGCUCUCACCAGCUGCCCACAACACCCUCGUCCGCGAAGCCACAGCGGUCGUGGUCAGAUCGCUCACGUGUGCGUGUAUCUUCCGCCAUGUCAUCGCAUUCUGACGCCUUGAAAUCCGUACAGCGCCACAUCCUGCUCGCCGACGUGAAUCCCGUCUCGCGCCAAGUGCUCCAGACCAUGCUCCACAGCAUCGGUGCACAGACCACCAUGGCCACGGACGGAGCAGAUCUCGUGCAGCUCGCGAUGGGCGAUACGCUCUAUGAUGCCAUCUUCAUCCGGCUCGGGAUGCAUGGCAUCGAUGUGCAGGACGGCGCCCGUAUGAUCAAGUCCACACGCAACAUGAAUGCUCACACCCCCAUCGUGGCCAUCAUCUCCGGCCACACCCACAUUGACGUGGCCGGCAGCGUCUUUGAUGCCGUGCUACCGCUUCCAAACUCACCCUCGUUCAUCUCCCACCUCCUCACGUCCCUCCAGCACGAAUCGUCCUCCUCCACCCACAUGCUGGACGAAGCCACCAACAUGGCCCUCGCCCAAUUGGCUUUGUAA